Messenger RNA from Aspergillus luchuensis, 1302 nucleotides. Its product is annotated as cyclin family protein. The record is from RefSeq and is a predicted model, not a curated record. The transcript has a single exon. Gene Ontology annotation, molecular function: protein kinase binding; cyclin-dependent protein serine/threonine kinase regulator activity. Gene Ontology annotation, biological process: regulation of cyclin-dependent protein serine/threonine kinase activity. Gene Ontology annotation, cellular component: nucleus; cyclin-dependent protein kinase holoenzyme complex. NCBI's taxonomy places the organism in Eukaryota, Fungi, Ascomycota, Eurotiomycetes, Eurotiales, Aspergillaceae. Bases 1 to 1302 code for a protein of 433 amino acids.
AUGGCUGUCCAUCCCUACUCUCCUUACACCAACUUUGCAUCCCCCACCACCAACACCACCACCGGCAUCAUGGACUUCGAUCGGGCGGCGCUGCAUGAGUUCAUCAUGCAGCCCGUCUCGCGAGACAUGAUCUCUCAUCUGGCUCAACAAGCGAUGCAGGUCAUCCGCUGCGAACCGCAUGUGACAGCACAUCACGCGCAUGGCCAGCCCACUCCCCCCAGCACGCCGCCCUUGGAUGCAGACCUGCCUCCUCUACCAUCUGUCACCACCUUUAUUACCUCGCUAGUGCUCCGCUCGCAGGUGCAGGUGCCGACGCUGAUGACCUCGCUGGUCUACCUGGCCCGGUUGCGGGCUCGCCUGCCCCCCGUCGCCAAGGGCAUGCGCUGCACAGUGCAUCGCAUCUUCCUGGCUUCCCUGAUUCUGGCAGCCAAGAACCUCAACGACUCCAGUCCAAAGAACAAGCACUGGGCCCGGUACACCUCCGUCCGCGGCUACGAGGGCUUUGGGUUCUCGCUGCCCGAAGUCAACCUGAUGGAGCGUCAGCUGCUCUUCCUGCUGGACUGGGAUAUCCGUGUUGACGAGGCCGACCUCCUGCACCAUCUGGAGCCGUUCCUCAUGCCCAUCCGUCGGCGUCUCCAACUCCAGGAGCAGCGACAGCGCGAGGCUCAGCUGCGUCAGCCCCGUGAAUGGCGUCGCUUCCAUGCCUCUGCCGACCUGUUUGCUGCUCGCCUUCACCGUCAGAAGGCCGAGGGUCGCCGUCUGCCUGGCGAGUCUCCCACACGGAGACGUCUGCCCCCCAGCCCAGCAUCGUCAGCUUCACUUUCUUCCGUCUCCUCAGGCAGCUCCUACUGCGCCUCCCCAGCGUCUGUGGCCGAGUCGGAGCGGUACCGCCCGUACCCACCUCGUCGACGUCCCUCAACCCGCAGUCAUGCGUCCGUCUCUUCUCCGCCAGCUGUACAGGACGUCCCAGGUCUAUCACGUGCUGAAACGCUACCCUCGCUCAGCUCGCGCGCUUCCAGCAUCGCACCCAGCUCGCGAGGCGACACGCCCGCUAGUCUGCGCACCUCCAGCUCGAUAGCCAGUAUGAACGAGGUCCACGUGGUGGAUGGCAGUCGCAGCCCGUCGGUGAGCAACGGCUAUGUCUCGAUGGGCGGCACGAAAGUGGAGGAGCUGUCGCAGCCGAAUAAGAAAGCCCGACACUCCCUGAGUCACGCACAUGGACCCGGACAAACCCACCCGGGGUUUGUAGCGCGGUUCCUGGCAUCCGCGGCAGGGUCGUACAUGGGAGGCCGCCGGCAUUAG